This is a messenger RNA of Zasmidium cellare ATCC 36951, 1359 nucleotides long. RefSeq lists its product as uncharacterized. The record is from RefSeq and is a predicted model, not a curated record. Gene Ontology annotation, molecular function: hydrolase activity, acting on carbon-nitrogen (but not peptide) bonds. Bases 1 to 1359 code for a protein of 452 amino acids. The transcript has a single exon. NCBI's taxonomy places the organism in Eukaryota, Fungi, Ascomycota, Dothideomycetes, Mycosphaerellales, Mycosphaerellaceae.
AUGGCUGCCCCAGCUUUCCAGUUUGAAAAGACUGACAGUCUCGAGCGCAUUAUCACACCCUGGAAGCAACCACCGCAAACCACGUAUGUCUUCACGAACGCGAAUGUGAUUGAUCCACGAGAUGGAAGCAUCAUGCGAAAUGCCACGCUACGCAUGAGCGGUGGCUUUGUGGAAGGCCUUCAUCCUCCAGGGGAAGCAGUGACUGGCGAUGAAGAGUAUGAAACGAUUGAUCUUCAAGGCAAAUACAUUCUACCGGGACUUUGGGACUGCCAUGUGCACCUUGUGGCCGUUCAAGGAAGCCACAGCCUCGACGAGAUUCUGGACUAUCCGUCUGUCACGGUUUCCCUACGCCAGCCUGAAAUUGGGCAAGCCAUGCUAGAUCGAGGGUUCACUACGGUUCGCGACUGCGGAGGAGCCUUACUUCCGCUCAAAACAGCAUUCCAGGAAGGCGUACAUCCUGGUCCUCGGCUCUUCAUUGCCGGCAGGCAGCUUACCCAGUCUGGAGGCUCUGGCGACCAUCGAUCUCAGAGUGACGACCGAAUUUGCUGUGCUGGCGCCGUCCAGGCCCCUUGCCGGACAGUCGAUGGCGUGCCAGAAUGCUUGAAGUUUGCCCGAGGGGAGCUGCGACUCGGGGCGGACUUCGUCAAAAUCAUGGCGGGAGGUGCUGUGUCUUCACCCGUGGGAAACCUGACCGACAUUGACUUCACCGAAGAAGAAAUUAGAGCCAUCACCACGGUCACGAAGAAUGCCGGGACUUUCACGACUGCGCAUGCUUACACGCCUGCCGUCAUUCAACAUGCCAUCCGGUGUGGUGUGCUUGGUAUCGAGCAUGGCAACUUUCUGGAUCAGACCACCGCUGAAAUGAUGGCUGAGAAGGGCGUCUUCUACACACCAACCCUCGCAGCGUACGCGGCUGGUCAGAUGCCGGAAUUCGGCUCGUUCAUAAGCGAAGCCUCCAAACUCAAGCUGAAAAGCACUCUGGAAAGUGGUAUCGAGGCAAUCAAGAUUGCGAAAGCGGUCGGCGUGAAGAUGUGCUUCGGUACAGAUCUUCUUGGUCCUAUGCACUUUGCGCAGACAAAGGAGUUUGUCAUUCGCAGUUCUGCACAGACACCAUUGGAGAUCAUUCAGAGCGCAACAGUCAAUGCAGCCCAGAUGAUGAAGCGUGAGGACUCUCUGGGCCGUGUAGCGCCUGGCUUUGUCGCAGAUCUGCUCAUCCUGAACGCCAAUCCUCUCGACGACAUCACGGUCUUGGGCAGGCCAGACGAGCACUUGUUAGCUGUUUUCAAAGAAGGAAGGCUCAUGAGUUCGCGCUGGUCAAGGCUGAGUGUCAGAACACGCCGGCCUCAGAACAUUCUUUAG